UCUCUUCUGACUGAGAGGCGGACGGAGCUCGAGCGGCCAAAAACUCGCCACCAACUCCGCAGCACCGUCGUCGGGGUGAAGCUCCGCGGGCCGCCGCUGCUCCUCAUUCGCCUGUUUUCCGCCUCCGUUUGGUUGUUGUUUUCUUUGCGGCGCGCGUGCGUGUGUGUGUGUGCGCGUGCGUGCGCGUGUUGUAAGUCAGUCGUGAGCAUGCAAGGCAACGGCCGUCACCGAAACAAGGGAUCGAGGACAACAUGGACAAACGGGAAAUUUACAUUUUACAAAUGCACUUUAUAUUUAUUCAUCCUCGGUGUGGAACUGAAGGGCGGCGCUGCGGGGCCGCUGGACUCUGACGAGUUCGCUUUCUUCAAUGGGGGCCCCAAGGCCUGCCUGGGAGUGCGGGAUCACUCCCUCACCUUGUCGACGUCCUGCGAGGAAGCGAACCAGCGCUGGAAGUGGGUGACCCGGGGUCGCCUGUUCAACCUGGGCUCCUCCCUGUGCCUGGGCGUGACCACUGGGAAUGUCACCUCCAGAUUGGACAAGUCUCCUCUGGGCGUGUACACCUGCGACCGCGAGCCUCCCAGAGUACACUGGACCUGGAACUGUGACCAGGUGUUGGACAACCUUAACAACUACAUUCCCAUACCCACCUUUUGGAACAUGUCCUUAAGCUCCUCUGCUCCAAAUCUCAAGUGGACGCUGCAUGGUGGGGGGCAGGACCUGUGCUCUAAAACAUAUCGCGAGAUCUACACAAUCCAGGGGAACUCUCACGGCCGCCCCUGCUAUCUGCCCUUCCUGUACGACGGCCAGUGGUUCCACAACUGCACGGGCAUCGGGCGCGAGGACGGUCACCUGUGGUGCGCCACCACGCACGACUACGGCAAAGACGAGCGUUGGGGCUUCUGUCCUGUGAAGAGCACUGGCUGCGAGACAUUCUGGGACACGGACCCGCUGACGGACAGCUGUUACCAGUUCAACUUCCAGGCGACGCUGUCGUGGAGCGAGGCGAGGAUCAGCUGCCAGCAACAGGGAGCCGACUUGCUGAGCAUCACCAAGCUGCACGAGCAGACGUACAUCAACGGUUUCCUGACCGGCUACAGUGCUGCUUUGUGGAUUGGCCUCAAUGACCUGGACAUCAAUGGCGGCUGGCAAUGGGCCGACUCCUCACCGCUCAAAUAUCUCAACUGGGAGUCAGAACAACCGAACCAUGCCGAGGAGGAGAACUGUGCUGUGAUAAGAACCGAGUCAUCGGGCCGUUGGCAAAACCGCGAUUGUUCUGAAGCUCUGCCCUACGUUUGUAAGAAGAGGCCCAAUGCCACUCUGGACCCCUUCACCACUGACUCGUGGGCGGAUGAUGAGAAAUAUGAGUGUGACGUGGGCUGGCAGGCCUUCCAGGCCGGCUGCUACAAGUUGACCUCUGAGAAGAUUGACUGGGAUUCAGCUCAGAAGACCUGUCAGAGGAUGGAGGCCAACCUGCUCAGCAUCCACACCCUACCUGAGCUGGAGUUCACCAUCCGCAACCUGAUGAAAGAUAUCGACCAGCUAUGGAUCGGGCUCCAUGACACCGAUAUGCAAAUGGACUUCCAAUGGACUGACCACACGCCCGUCAUCUUCACCUACUGGCACCCCUUUGAACCAAACAACUUCCGCAACACCCAGGAGGAUUGUGUGUCCAUCUGGGGAGCCGAGGGGCGCUGGGAUGACAGCCCGUGUAAUCUGACUCUGCCCUCCAUCUGUAAGAAACCGGGAACAAAGAGUGAAGGGAGUCCACAGCACCAAGACUGCAAACAGGGCUGGAAGUGGCACAGCCCAGCUUGUUACUGGGUGGGAGAGGAUCUGUUUACCUUCGAUGAAGCCAGAAAGUCCUGUGAGGAACAUGGAGCCGCCCUUGUCACCAUCACCAAUAGGUUCGAGCAGGCCUUCGCCAACAGCCUUGUGUUUGGUCGCUCUGGCGACUCGUUCUGGAUCGGGCUGCAUGACCAGGGCAGCCGCGGCUCUUUCCACUGGCUCAGUGGGGAUGAAGUGUCCUACACCAACUGGAACCGGGACCAGCCAGUCAGCGUCCGCGGCGGCUGCGUGUCCAUGGCAACGGGCUUCGCAACAGGUCUGUGGGAGGUGAAGGCGUGCGUGUCCUCAAAGGCGAAAUUCCUCUGCCGUCAAAACCAGGACGCGUCCCUGAGCCCCGAGCCCCCCGUCCCUCAGCCGACCCCCAGCCUCAGCGGCUCCUGCCCCAGCGGCUGGAAGAGCAACAGCAACCUGCACCACUGUUACAAGGUGUUUCACUCUUUCCAGCUGGAGAAGAAGCUGGACUGGCUGCAAGCGCACCUGUCCUGUCGCGGACACGGAGCCAACCUGCUGAGCAUCAGCAGCGCCGAGGAGGAACACUUUGUUGUGCAGAUCCUCCAUGAGGCCUUUGGGGAGUCAGAGGACCACGAGCAGCAGUGGUUCUGGAUUGGACUGAACCGCAGAAACCCAAUGGACAACGGCAGCUGGAAGUGGAGUGAUGGGCUGGUCUUCACAUACCAGAACUUUGGCCGCAGCGAUUACAACUUCAGACAAUGCGCUGCAGUAGACCUGGGCACUAUGACCUGGCUGGCCAUGCAAUGUGACGUUGAGCUGGACUGGAUCUGCAAGAUCCCCAAAGGUAGCGUUGACAAGCAACCAGAAAUCUCUGAAGGCACUUCACCGGAGUGGAUUCCCUUCCAGGAGGCCGAGUAUAAAUUUUUUGACCAACGCACGACUUGGGACCAGGCCCAGAGGAUUUGCUCCUGGAUUGACUCCUCGCUGGCCUCCGUCCACUCCACUGAGGAGGAAGCGUUCCUGGCAAACACUUUGAACAAGAUGGUGAAGGCGAAGGGCGACAGCUGGUGGCUGGGGCUUCACACCUAUGAAAACGAUGGCCGCUUCCGCUGGUCAGACCACUCGGUGCUCAAUUACGUGUUCUGGGCCCUCGGGAGGCCGCACCCGGUCAGCCGGGAUCGCAGAUGUGUCAAAUUGUCUUCCAGCGAAGCUGAGUGGGCUGAUGAAAAAUGCCACUCUGACCUGCCCUACAUAUGCAAGAGAGUGAAUGUUACCGGCACCAUUCCUCCAACUCCAUCGCCCCCCCACUCGCCUUCAGGCUGUCCCGAUGGGUGGUCUUCCCAUCGACACAAGUGUUUCAGAGUUUUUGAUCAGUCACACCGAGUCACAUGGUCUGCAGCCAAGCUGAAAUGUGACACACAGGGAGGUGUACUGGCAGUGGUGUCCAAUCACUUGGAGCAAGCAUUCGUCACAACCCUGCUUCAAAAUGCCAGUGUUGACCUCUGGGUGGCUCUGACAUCAGACUGUAAAGGUCAUUUCCAGUGGGCCAAGGCUAGUUUACUCAGCUACACCAACUGGGCUCCCGGGCAGCCAGUGGACAACAGCGGCCCGCACCACGACAAGGGCCCGGGAAACUGUGUGGUGAUGAUUCAUGGCACCCCCCAGAAGAACACUGGCAUGUGGGCCUCCCGUGCCUGUGAGAUGGAAAGCAAUGGCUUCAUCUGUCAGAGGGCCCAAGAAUCGGGUCUACCGGCGGCCCCGGCUCUCAUCCCUGCUUCCCUGUCGAAGCCAGUAGAGCUGGGUGGGGUGACCUACCGGGUUGUGGAGAAGCGUCUGGACUGGACCGGCGCCCUGCACCUCUGUGAGUCUUUGAAUGGAACCCUUGCCACGGCUAAGGAUCCCUACCAGCAGGCCUAUCUCACGCUGCUGAUCAACAGCCUGCGCCGGCCUGCCUGGAUCGGUAUCUACAAUUACGGAGGCCGCAGCGUCGUGUGGCUGGGUGACGAGGAAGUGUCGUAUUCAAACUGGAACGAUGGGGAGCCCCAUCUCCGGGCUGGAUGCGGUCACAUGACCACUACCGGCCAGUGGACUUUGACUCCCUGCGACGCCAAAUUGGAGGCUGCUAUCUGUCAAAUUAGUGAUGAGCCUGUGCGUCAUGACUGGAUGUACCCCGGCCAGUGCCCCCACUCGUUGGGGGAGUGGUCAUGGGUGUCUUUCAGAAACCACUGUUACGCCUUCAACCUGCAAAGUCUUAGACUGCAGCAGGACGCGCGUGCAUCUUGUGAAAAAGUGGGAGCUGAACUUCUCUCUAUCUUGGAUGAGACGGAGAAUGGAUUCGUGUGGGAACACAUCCAGAGCUAUGCAGAGCAGGCACAUGGAGCUUGGCUGGGCAUCAGUGUGAAAGGUAGAGGACUAGUCUGGAGCGAGGACACACAGAUGUCCUACACCAACUGGGAGACGCACGAUGUGGCCUUCUCUGUUCUGUCUCCGAAUUCCUGCUUCUGGAUCCAGAGCAACAGCGGCCUGUGGAAGCCCGGCUCGUGCAGAAACCGCACACAUGGAGUCAUCUGCAAGCUGCCUCGGACUGUUGAAAAGCCGGUUGUGACAGUGAAGGACAACCACCUGCCCACUCUGAUCGUUGUCAUGGUGACGGGCCUGGUGCUGGUAGCGCUGAUAGUCGGCGGGAUCUACUUGUACCGUCGGCGAACUGUUGGGUCCCAGGGGUCCUACGAGGGGGCCCGCUACAGCCGGACCAACUCCAGCCUGGCGGACCAGGCGGAGAAGAACAUCCUGGUAUCUGACAUGGAGCUGAACGAGCAGGCAGAGUAGCAGGAAGCCAGCCGUACCGAUACCAAACCAGACCCCCGACCCAGACCGUACCCAGGAGAGGCUGAUUCAGAACAGACGUCGUGGCAUUUAUGUUUUUUGUUGUGUCAUUUGAAACCCCAAAAAGUAUUUUGGAAGGGGCUGUGCAGAGCGCAGCAGAUUGGUUUUAAAUUGAAUCCCCGCCUUUUCAAUCCUCUUUUGCCAAGACUUAACCGUUCGACCGAUCUCUCUCCAGACAAAUCAGGUCCAUCCGUAUUUACAGCUUUUCCCUCUGAAGCGUUCAUUCAGGCCACGAACGAAUCUACUGGGAGUUUAAGUUCAUUGCGGCAGCUGGAAAGUUUCAACAUAAAUUGGUUUUAUGAUAUGACUCCUCACCAUCUCCUCUGUUGCCAAUGUCAAUUUUUUGCUCGGUGUAAAUUUCCUUCAGAAAAAAGUACAGCCACGGGUCGACGCUUAACUAAAACCAUUUGUCUCUUAUCUUCUCAAUACAAAGCCACAGUCUUCUAUGGAAACCAAUUCCCUUUUUCUUUUCUUCUGUUUCGCCAUGACAGUAUUUUUUUGGAAGUUGAUAGGUGUCUUUGUUUUUUUUGCAUUUGUGUCCUUCCCAUUGAUCUGUCAUUAUCUGCGCAGCUGUUGGGAACUGUUACUGAUGAUGCAUGCGUGGUGUGUGAGAGUCCGCCUCUCUCCUCCUUUCGGAUCUGACACGUCAGCACCAGCUGGUCGAAGAGCAGAGGACAAAGACGUCCAAAUGUGAAUGUUUGGAGGGUGACAGGGGACUAUAGUUAGUGGUGACCGUCUGAGGACUCGACACUAUUGUGCACAUUACCAACACUGAGUUCUGUUCUCAGUGUUGAAAGCUGGUCUUUAAGUAGACUACAUUGUCUUUUAGGUACUCCAAAGUUUUUUUCACAUCCUGUGGCUCUGCAUACAUUUUGGCACUUUCUUCUAUUAUCUUGAUCUAAGUCAGUUUUUGUCAUCCACUUGCCUUUAGUCAUUCCAAACUUGUGUUUGUUUGGGCUCUUAAUGUACAAUCUGGUGCUGAUUCAACAAUUUUCGGCGGCCAUUCUCCCAAGAUGCACCAUGAAAAGGGGUUUGCAGUUUGAUAUAUGUCUGAUUCAUCAUUUUUAUAGUCACAUUCCCAUUCUCUGUGUUUUAUCUUGGAUAUUAUUCUUUUUUUUUCUCUUUUUAAUGAUGCAGGUUUUAUUAUGUGUUUUUCACUUAAAUAUGAAUGGUAAAGACAUUUGGAAAUGUUUCUACUUUCAAGGGAAUAAUGCCAAAAAUCUAACUAAUUGCCCCACAAAGGAAAAGAUCCCUCAAGUGAAUGAUUUUUGUAUAUAUGAGAGCCAAAGAAUGUUUUAAAAGGGAAUUUACUAUUUUGAAAGAGAACAUUUUUUUUCCUUUGCUACGUCAUUUUACAUUUGCGCAGGGUAAUGAGCACAUUUUUAGUUAACCUGCCUUCAACUCUUCUACUCCUCUGAGUGCAUUUCUUGCUUUCUGCUUGCAGAAAUUCCUGGGAGCUGUUUUAGUCUGAGGCUUUUGGUGUCUCACAGAGCUGUUUUCUUUUUUUUUGCUGCAUGAGUUGGACUGAAGAUCGAGGGGGAAGGGAGGACGAGAAGUGUGUGAGUGAGUUUGUGAUUGUGUGCAGUCUCCAGCUGUGGAAUGUUGAGUCGGCAAGAAGAGCUCAGUGGCACGUCUGGAACCAAUCAGAGAAGGAGUGCUCAGGGACAUGAAGGGUCAGAAAAAAUACAGAAAAAAAAGGAAAACUGGAUGAAGGAGAAAAGGAGGGAGGAGGAGGAGGGAGGGUUUUAGAAAGAGAGGGAGCCUGCAAGCAAAAAAUAGUGUGGCGGCUGUCCCAGGCUUAUCCCGGCCUCUGCUGGCGGGUUCACUGGGAAGGUUUGUGUUUUAUACUCAGAAUGAUGUCAACUGACUGAGGUGAAGAUGUAACAACCAUCGGUUUGGUCCCCAAUGAGAUCGUCUCUGCGACGCAGACUCUCGUCCCUGUGAAGGUUCGCUGAAGCGCCUGUCAGUAUGUUUUUUAAGUUUUUGUGUCAGUUUCAUAUGAAAUGAAUAAAGUCUAUGUUCUCAAAGCU
Molecule: messenger RNA, 6713 nt
Organism: Gasterosteus aculeatus aculeatus (three-spined stickleback)
Lineage: Eukaryota; Metazoa; Chordata; Actinopteri; Perciformes; Gasterosteidae
Gene: mrc2
Product: mannose receptor, C-type 2
Source: RefSeq, a predicted model, not a curated record